Molecule: messenger RNA, 1421 nt
Organism: Cyprinodon tularosa
Lineage: Eukaryota; Metazoa; Chordata; Actinopteri; Cyprinodontiformes; Cyprinodontidae
Gene: nkx6-2
Product: NK6 homeobox 2
Exons: 3
Coding region: 325-1167 (280 amino acids)
Biological process (GO): cell differentiation; regulation of transcription by RNA polymerase II
Cellular component (GO): nucleus
Molecular function (GO): RNA polymerase II cis-regulatory region sequence-specific DNA binding; DNA-binding transcription factor activity, RNA polymerase II-specific
Source: RefSeq, a predicted model, not a curated record
GCUUCCCUCCCAGCAGAGAGCGAGUCAAUUUAUGGAAUGAAAAGGGGGCUGUUUAAUGGUUCCCAUCAAAGCCGCUAAAAACAUCAUCGCACUGACUGACUUUGGCGAGGAUUCCUGCAGCGGACUGCGACCUGAACAAACACGGAGAGACACUUUCAGGGGGGUUUCAUCAGGGUCUGAAGUUCCCAGGAGAGAAGAACUUUUUUCCUCCCAUCUUUCUCAUCAAACAGGAUACUUUGGGAAAAGCCGAGAAUAAGCGUAGAGCUCUUAGUAAUUUAACUGCUUUAUUUCCACUGAAGUGAGUUCGGUGGUUCAUGUUUACAAAUGUUAGCGGUCGGACAGAUGGACGCUAACCGGCAGAGUGCGUUCGUUCUGGGCAGCACCCCGCUGGCGGCGCUGCACAACAUGACCGAGAUGAAGACGUCGCUGUUCCCAUACGCGCUGCAGCAGAGCCCGGCGGGUUUCAAGGCGCCCUCCCUGUCCAACCUCAGCUCGCAGAUCUCCGGCGGGACCCCUCACGGAAUAAGCGACAUCCUGGGGAGACCCAUCACGACCGCGGGGCAGCUGCUGUCCGGUUUUCCGCGGAUUAACGGCCUGGCGACUACAGCGGCCGGGAUGUACUUCAGCCCCGCGGUGUCUCGGUACCCGAAGCCGCUGGCCGAGCUGCCCGGCAGGGCGCCCAUUUUCUGGCCCGGGGUCAUGCAGGGGGCCCCGUGGAGGGACCCACGGGUUCCUUGUCCAACUCAGGCUAACAUCAUGAUGGACAAAGACGGAAAGAAGAAGCACUCUAGGCCGACGUUUUCAGGACAGCAGAUUUUUGCUUUGGAAAAAACCUUUGAGCAAACCAAAUAUCUGGCUGGACCUGAGAGAGCCCGGCUGGCCUACUCCUUAGGAAUGACAGAGAGUCAAGUCAAGGUUUGGUUCCAGAACCGGAGGACAAAGUGGAGGAAGAGGCACGCAGCAGAGAUGGCCUCAGCCAAGAAGAAGCACGACUCUGAAACGGAGAAGAUGAAGGAGAGCUCAGACAACGAGGAUGACGACGAAUACAACAAGCCGCUGGACCCCAACUCUGACGACGAGAAAAUUACGAGACUGUUGAAGAAGCACAAGACCACCACCAACCUGGCCCUGAUCAGCCCCUGCAGCAACAGCUCGGACACCUUGUGAUCGAAAGACCAAAGGGGUCCGGCAGAGACCCGUCCUGAUUAGUUCCCACCUGACAUAACAACAUGCGUUUGAAGGGAAGCGCAUUUGUUUUUUGUUUUUGCUCGGGCAGAAAAAAAAAAAGCCAGAGAGGGGGGCUUCAUCUAGACUGGACACAUAGAGCUCCAGAACGCCUUGUUUGAGCUGAACCUCAAGAAAAAAAAAAACUGAGACAGAUUCACUGAGUUUCUGUCAGUGAAGAGGACAAUAAAAGCGAG